CGCAGACUGAACAUGGCAGCUACAGUUUCCCUGAUUCCUAAUCUUAAACUUCUUAACCAUCGUAACUAUAAAUAUUGGAGUUUCCGGGUGAAAGUGUACCUGUUAGCUGAAGAUGUUUGGGACGUUGUGGAAAAAACCACUGAACCACCUAAACCAGAAGAUGAUGAGGUUGCGUUUAGGUCUUGGAGGAAGAAUAAUGCCAAGGCUCUACUUGCAAUUCAGACGUGUUGCGGGGAUGAUACUUACCCUAUAAUCGAGGGCAUUUCCAAAGCCAAAGCUGCCUGGGAUGCUUUGGCUGAAGAGCUAAAGCCUUCUCAUUCUGAAGAAGAUAUACACAUACAACAACCUCAACCUGCUCCUAUCAACUCUGAUGUUUGUGUAAAUUUUGAAGAACUAGAAGAUAACAAAAGAAAUCAAAGGGAUCGCAUUUCCUCAGUUACGGGUUUCUUCCAAGGAGUUGUUAAGAAUCUUCUCAAAUUGUUAGGAAUCCAUGACUUGCAUGAAAUGAGAUUGCGCCAUGACCGAAUUCUUCAAAUUCUACGGCUCAUGUGUGACGUGGUAAAAAGUAGAAAUCUUGACUCGAAGCAAACUGCCUUCUUGCAAAAGGCAAUCUUCCGAGCUGUAAAACAAGGACAAGUGGAGUUUAUUAAGGAGAUGUGUAAGGCAAAUCCAAGCAUCCCACUAAUUACGAUGGAUGGAAAAGAUAGAUCAAUAUUUCAUUACGCCGUCAAAUGUCGUCAAGAAAAAGUUUUUAGUCUUAUAUAUGGGCUCAGUGAAUAUGAUAGGACUAUUAUCUUAGCGAGUGCAGAUGAGUCUAACAAUAGUAUCCUACAUGCAGCAGGGAGUUUAUAUGCAAAUCUUAAUCAUAUUCAAGGUGCAGCUUUGCAAAUGCAAAGAGAACUACAAUGGUUCAAGGCGGUGGAGAGUAUUGUACCCCCCCAAGCCAUAGAAACUAUAAAUUAUACCGAGAAAAUAACAGCACGAGAACUAUUCACCAAGAACCACAAGGAAUUAGUGAAGGAAGGAGAAGAGUCAAUGAAAGGGACAGCAACUUCUUGCACAGUCGUAGGUGCCCUCAUUGUUACCAUUAUGUUUGCUGCUUCAUUUACAGUUCCUGGUGGAAGCAAUCAAGAUACAGGUUUUCCCAUCUUAUCAAGAAAGAAGUUAUUUAAGGUUUUUAUAAUUUCAGAUUCUAUAUCACUCUUUUCUUCGACGACAUCAGUGAUGAUAUUCUUGGGAAUUCUCACAUCACGUUAUGCAGAAGACGAUUUCCUCAGGUCUUUGCCCACAAAAAUGCUAUUAGGCCUUUUCACCCUUUUUUUAUCUAUUGCCACCAUGAUGAUUGCUUUUUCUUCAACUCUUUUUAUUAUGCUUGAGGGAGAAUCAUGGGUAUCUAUUCCAAUCAUUUUGCUUGCCAGCGUUCCAAUCGCCUCGUUUGUGUGGAUGCAAUUCCCCCUCUUUCUUGACAUUUUCAUGUUUACCUAUGGAAGAGGAAUAUUUGACAAGAAAUGCAGAGCCUGGGAAUAAAAUCCUGAUUAUGCGGUGUGAUGUUUGUCUUCUGAUGUCAUAUGAUGUUUGUCUUUGGCUUUGUCACUUUUAAGAAGUUUUUAUGAAACAU
This is a messenger RNA of Prunus avium (sweet cherry), 1618 nucleotides long. Lineage: Eukaryota; Viridiplantae; Streptophyta; Magnoliopsida; Rosales; Rosaceae. The record is from RefSeq and is a predicted model, not a curated record.